Pestalotiopsis fici W106-1 is the source of this 1098-nucleotide messenger RNA. Its product is annotated as Mannose-1-phosphate guanyltransferase. Gene Ontology annotation, molecular function: mannose-1-phosphate guanylyltransferase (GTP) activity; GTP binding. Gene Ontology annotation, biological process: GDP-mannose biosynthetic process; cell wall mannoprotein biosynthetic process. The record is from RefSeq and is a predicted model, not a curated record. The transcript is spliced from 4 exons. The coding region runs from base 1 to 1098 and encodes 365 amino acids. NCBI's taxonomy places the organism in Eukaryota, Fungi, Ascomycota, Sordariomycetes, Amphisphaeriales, Sporocadaceae. Gene Ontology annotation, cellular component: cytoplasm.
AUGAAGGCUCUCAUUCUUGUCGGCGGCUUUGGCACCCGCCUCCGUCCUCUCACCCUCACUCUGCCCAAGCCUCUGGUUGAGUUUGCCAACAAGCCCAUCAUUGAGCACCAGAUCGCUGCCCUCGCCGAGGUGGGCGUCACCGAUAUCGUCCUUGCCGUCAACUAUAGGCCCGAGAUCAUGGAGACUCGUCUCAAGGAGUUCUCCAAGCAGUACAACGUCAACAUUGUCAUCUCUGUCGAGAGCGAACCCCUGGGCACUGCCGGUCCCUUGAAGCUGGCGGAAGAGAUUCUUGCCAAGGACGACUCUCCCUUCUUCGUGCUCAACGCUGAUGUCACAUGCGAGUACCCCUUCAAGGCACUGGCCGAGUUCCACCAGGCCCACGGUGAUGAGGGAACCAUUGUCGUGACCAAGGUCGAGGAGCCUUCCAAGUACGGUGUCAUUGUGCACAAGCCCAACCACCCCUCGCGAAUUGACCGCUUCGUUGAGAAGCCCGUCGAGUUUGUUGGUAACCGAAUCAACGCCGGUCUGUACAUCCUCAACACCUCCAUCCUGAACCGCAUUGAGAAGAACCGCCCAACCUCGAUCGAGCAGGAGACCUUCCCUGCUGUCGUCAAGGACGGCCAGUUGCACUCCUUUGACCUGGACGGUUUCUGGAUGGACAUGGGUCAGCCCAAGGACUACCUUACCGGUACUUGCCUGUACCUGUCCUCUCUUGCCAAGAAGUCGCCCGAGCUCUUGACACCCAACUCGGAGCCCUAUGUCUACGGUGGCAACGUUCUUGUUGACCCCAGUGCAAAGAUUGGCAAGAACUGCCGCAUCGGUCCCAACGUGGUCAUUGGCAAGGACGUUGUCAUUGGCGAUGGUGUCCGUCUGCAGCGAUGCACUCUGCUGCCAGGAUCCAAGGUCAAGGACCAUGCCUGGGUCAAGAGCACCAUUGUCGGCUGGAACAGCAGCGUCGGCAAGUGGGCCCGUCUCGAGAACGUCACCGUACUGGGUGACGAUGUCACCAUUGGCGAUGAGAUCUACGUCAACGGCGGCAGCGUCUUGCCCCACAAGAGCAUCAAGGCCAACGUUGAUGUUCCCGCCAUCAUCAUGUAG